CUUCAACGGGUGCUCGGGCUCAACCCCCGCUCUGUGACGGUGGUACUCGACACCGAAACAAGCCUAUGGCCAGUGCGAUACAGGCGUCUUUCCCUUGCACUACGAUAUCUUCAAUACGUGCUGCUCCAGCGCCCUGCGCUGCCCCUUGCGGCUUUGGCCGAGGCUCGGACAUUGGCCCUUUCUCAGAUUCUGGGCGUGCUUCAUGGCUGGGCAACCUCCACCUUGCUCUAUCAAAGCUGCCAGUCCCAGUACAGUUCGAUAUCACUGCACCGCUCACGACGGAACUCACGGAGGGCUGCCUUGAGGAACUGCGACUGUCACUUGUCAGCCACCUCAAACAACAGUUGGCAGAUUCACACCGACUCACUAUUCUCAAGGCGCGCCCCCAUCAACGGGCCACGCUUGAGCGGCGAGCAUACCUCACCAUCUCCGACCGAGAGCAGCGUUUUGCCCUAUGUCGGCUGCUGGCGUCGGAUUCCCCUUUGGCCGUCGAGGUACUGCGCCGCCGAACGCCACUGGUGCCCCGUGAACAACGAACAUGCAGGUUCUGCGAACGACAAGGAUCAGUGGAAGACGAAAUACAUGUACUGUUACUAUGCCCAUCAGAACAGUUGCGACAAUCCCGGGAGCGUUUCAUGGCAACAGCGUUCGCCCGCCAGCCGCUAUGGCGGAUAAGUUGGGAACGCAUGCCCGAACGCUUUCUGGUGGACGGUGUGGGAGACGAGAACAUAAUGGCUCACCUCGCCGAGCACACACAUACGGUCUUCCAGCUUUGCGAGACUGUCCCCAUGGUCGUGGUCGCCCCCGAGGAGCAAGCCCAGACAGAGGCCUAGCCCGGCGCUCAGCCCCUCCAAGCCGUCCCGCGUGCGACUAUAUCAUCGUUGCUGCCUAUGAGACUCACCGAACAGCUAGUA
Messenger RNA from Rhodofomes roseus, 914 nucleotides. RefSeq lists its product as uncharacterized. Lineage: Eukaryota; Fungi; Basidiomycota; Agaricomycetes; Polyporales; Fomitopsidaceae. The record is from RefSeq and is a predicted model, not a curated record. The transcript has a single exon. The coding region runs from base 66 to 833 and encodes 255 amino acids.